UCGAUAUUUCUGGGACCCAUCCCUAGCGACCGGUCAUAAAACUCUGCUAAUCUGGCCGACUGGGUGAACCAUUCAAUCCGACGAUUAGAUUGCUUGUGAAAUGGGCGGUGCACGGAACCUUUUGUUGCUCUCCUCGUCGCGUUUGUACGGCUAUGGAUAUUUGGAGCACGCGCGUGGCCAGCUGGAGGAUCUCUUCAAGAGUGCCAACGUGAAGACGGUGCUCUUUGUGCCCUACGCUCUGCGGGAUCACGACAAGUACACGGCCACCGUGCGGGAUGCCCUGGAGCCGUGGGGCUACCAAGUGGAGGGGCUGCACACGAAACAGGAUCGAGAGGAGGCUCUGAAGGAGGCGCAGGCCAUCUUCGUGGGCGGCGGCAACACCUUCGUCCUGCUGCGCACCCUCUACGAGCUGAAGCUGAUCGAUCCCAUCCGGGAACUGGUCCUCCGGCGCGGACUGCCCUAUGUGGGCAGCAGUGCGGGCACCAAUGUGGCCACCCGGUCCAUCCACACCACCAACGACAUGCCGGUGGCCUAUCCGCCGACCUUCGAGGCCCUGGCCCUCGUGCCCUUCAACAUCAAUCCGCACUAUCUGGAUCCGGAGGCGGGCAGCCAUCACAAGGGCGAGACGCGGGACGAGCGGAUCGAGGAGUUCGUGGCCUACCACCGUCUUCCCGUCCUGGGUCUUCGCGAGGGCACCAGUGUCCGGGUUGAGGGCCAGAAGGCCACGCUCCUCGGCGAUCGCAAUGCCAAGCUCUUCAAGGCUGAUGGCGGCGCCGAAGAACUAACUCCCCAAGCGGAUCUCAGCUUCCUGCUGCACAAAUAAGAAUAAAUCCAACCCAAAACAAUCCAGUUGAAGAAAAAAGAAAACAUUUAAAUUUAUUGUACAUAUGCACAUACAUAAUUUGUAUUAUUCUGCAAUAACAACAAUUCCUACACGUAAACAGUA
Molecule: messenger RNA, 946 nt
Organism: Drosophila takahashii
Lineage: Eukaryota; Metazoa; Arthropoda; Insecta; Diptera; Drosophilidae
Product: probable alpha-aspartyl dipeptidase
Biological process (GO): proteolysis
Molecular function (GO): serine-type peptidase activity
Source: RefSeq, a predicted model, not a curated record